UGUCACUUCACAGACACUGCACUGUGUAGCUUUUUGUUUGCUACUAAGCUGUAAAGACACAGUAGCUUUGUUCUACAGUAAUGUUGCCAAUUCCACUAACGAAGCGAUUGAAAAUAUGGUUAAUAAAUUUCAAGCUUACUGUUUCGAGCCUGUAAAUGGCCUCAAGGUUAACUACUUUCACAAUGAGCUGAUUGUCCAGUAUUCGCCUGUCAGUAAUAGUGAUAGUUUUAAACACGUCAGUAGCCGAGAUGGUGACAGUAACUAUAGUAAGAAGAAGAAAGGAAACGUCAUGCAGAGAAUUAGAUCUUUUUUGAUGAUGAUACCCAUAGGAAUUCAGCUACUUUCGGUGCCAAUACAGCUGGCUUCUGUCAAGAUAUUAUUAAUAAGAAGUAUACUUGUAGCAAAUGUAGCUAUAUUCAUGUUACUUCUAAGACUGCUACUUUCAGCCAAGAGUUCACGCGGGAAGAUUGUCAUCGUAAAAGCUCCAUCUAAAGAAGUUCAUGAACACUUUUAUCACCCGUUUGCUGAAACAAAAGGCCCAGAGUCCAAUUGGUUAGAUAACCCACCGCCUUGGAUAGAAUGA
This is a messenger RNA of Copidosoma floridanum, 583 nucleotides long. RefSeq lists its product as uncharacterized. The record is from RefSeq and is a predicted model, not a curated record. Lineage: Eukaryota; Metazoa; Arthropoda; Insecta; Hymenoptera; Encyrtidae.